AGAAAUUGGUAAUGAAGAAGGCACAAAAGCUACUGAUAAAUCAGUUGGAGCAUCUAAAAAUGGAAAAAAUAAGGAUAAGGGUGAAAGUCAAGCUACUGUUCCAAGAAACCAAGAAAAAUCUUCAUCAAUGCCGAAGCCUCCCACAAAGUUAAUUGAAAGAAACGCACAGUGCAAAGAAUUGGUUACAGAGAAGAAGAGUUCCAGUCAGACUUCUAACCACAGAGAUUCUAGAUCGCCAUCAAAAAAAUUGAGUUCCAGUCAGACUUCUAACCACAGAGAGUCUAGAUCGCCAUCAAAAAAAUUGAAGUCUACAAAUACAUUGAAGUCCACAACAAGACCAUCUACCAGGCAAGAAUCACCACCAUUUCGUCAGAAGUCAAGAUCUCGAUCACCACUUAUCACACAGAGGUCCAGAUCAAGAUCAAGAUCCCCACCAUUAUCUCAGAGGUCAAGAUCUAGAUCUCCAUCAAACAAUCAGACAUGGAGAUCUAGAUCAAGAAGCUAUUCACCGCCGACAGAUAUUUUUUCAAAACUAAAAUCUAUUUAUUCCUAUUCGUCCAAGUCCACAACAAGAUCACCAACAACACAGAAUCCAUCACAAAGAAAACCGUCAAACACAACUCAAAAAUCCACAAGACCUUCAAUAGAGGAGAUAUUACAAGAAUUGAAAAAAAGAUCCUCACAUAGUCUCCAUACUCAGAAAUCAAAAUCUAGUGAAGAUAGGUCACAUUCAACAGGGAACAGUCAAGGGUCUAGAUCUUCCUCACCUCUUGAGGAUUAUCUACUGCCAAGCUCACAAUCUCAACCACAGAGAGUUUCUACCAACAACAACAGAGCAAGGUCUAGAUCACCACUAGAGGAUUGGCAGUCAUUCAGCAGCAACAUAAGCUCAAGGUCUCAUGUCAGGGAAAAUACUUCAACACCAGCUGCAAAAAAUAUACCAUCUGGCAGAAAGACGAGUAACAAUUCAGAGACAUUUCCAAUGUCUGAUGAACGUUUCCAGAGAAGAGUAUUGUUUUUACUAACAGAAACAAGAGACCUGCUGAAAAAAAAUCAGUGUGCCACAACUGCACAGACACACUGUGAACUUGAAAGGGCGGAAACCUUAGAAGAAUUUUUUGAAUUGGAAAAUGCCUUGGAUGAUGUAGCUCAGCAGACAAGAUUGACAGAAUAUUUGAGAAGAAUUGGAGGUGCUGGAAGCAGUGACCUAAUGAAGAAAGCCAUGACAAGAAUGAUGUCAAACAUUGUCAUGGCAAGAAUGAACCUAAAAGGGAAAAAGAAUAAGAUAGCUUUCCUAAAAACAAAGCUUUACAAAGUGAUCUCAGGAUGCGUAAUGAUGGUGUAUCCUGAGAUCACAGAAACUAAAGUAAAGGAAGAUAUUGGGAAGUUUUUAAAAUAUGCCCCCGGGAGAGCUGGAGGAGGGGGAAGGACCAGCAAUGAUUAA
Molecule: messenger RNA, 1444 nt
Organism: Mytilus californianus (California mussel)
Lineage: Eukaryota; Metazoa; Mollusca; Bivalvia; Mytilida; Mytilidae
Product: serine/arginine repetitive matrix protein 2-like
Exons: 8
Coding region: 128-1444 (438 amino acids)
Source: RefSeq, a predicted model, not a curated record